UGCUGGGAUUACAGGCUUGAGCCACCGCGCCCGGCCCACAUUUUCAACUAAGUGUGAUCCGGCCAGUGUGAGCAGGGGCAGGUAUGGGGCUGUGCUCGGGCUCCCUCUGCCGCCCAUUGUGACGUAGCCCUCUUGGCGCCCCCUGCCGCCCAUUGUGACGUCUGCCAGCAGGCUGGGUCCCCCAGGCGGCUGGCAUUUAGGCACCGUCUCCACAGCCAUGGCCGAGACUCAGGAGCUGCUGCUGCAGCUGCAGAAGGAUAACCGAGAUGGUCGCCUGCGGAAGCAGGAGCUAGAGAAGCUGAUGCGCGGGCUCGAGGCCGAGAGCGAGAGCCUCAACCGGCGCCUGCAGGACCUGAGCGAGUGCGAGCGCAGCCUGCUGCGCAGGCGAAGCCAGACAGCGCAGGCUCUGCCAAGGGAGGCCCAAGAGGCUGCGCGGGAGCGCGCAGAGCGGGUGCGCAGAAGGCUGGAGGAGGCGCAGCGCCACAAGGAGGACUUGGAGCAGCGCAACCGGCAGCUGCAGGAGCAGUGGGAGGAGCUGUCGAGUCAGCUCUUCUACUACGGAGGGGAACAGCAGAGCCAGAAGCGCACGGAGCAGCAAAUCGCAGCCCAAUUGGUGACUCUGCAGAAUCAACUGGGGCUGGCGGAGACCAAGUACGCCUUGCAGGAGGAGAAGCUGCAGCAGGGCGCGCUGCAGACAGCGGAGGCCUGGGCCAUAUUCCAGGAGCAGACCAUAGUCCUGCAGGUGCGGCUCCGCUCGGACGCCACGGUGCCUUCCGCCUCUCCUCCCCAAGACCUGCGGCGGCAGGUCUCUCAACCCGCCGCCAGGACGCCUCCCCGAGGCCUCAGUCCGCAUUCUCACCCGCUCCAGGAGGUGCAGGUGAAGGUGAUGGAGGCGGCGGAGGAGCUGGACGCCUGGCAGAGUGGCCAGGAACCGUGUGGCGGGCAGCUUUGCGGAGUGCAGUAUAGCACCAAGUCGCUCAUGGAGGAGGUGGCCCGGGCGGACCGAGUGAGCGCCCGUGCGGGCCUGGGCGGGGCGGGCUGGAGCAGGACAACCCUCUCCAUCCCUCUUUGGGACCGCCUUCCCCUCCCGCUGGAAACCUACCCCCCUCUCCCCGCAGGAGAUGCGGCUGUUCGGCGGCCCGCGCGCGCAGGCCAUCAGGCGGUGCGUGCUGGGCGUGCUGCAGGUGCUCCUGACGCUGCCGCUUUUCUUCCUGGGGCUGUCGCUGCUCUACCAGCUGCUGUUGGACGCCGGCGCCGUCUCCGCGUGGCUCCGAAGCCUCACUUCGGAGACCACACUACGCCGCCUGCGCUACACGCUGUCUCCGCUGCUGGAACUGCGUGGGAACGGACUGCUGCCCACCUAAGCGCAGCGCCCCAGCCGCCCGCGUCUGUCUCUGGGUGGACUCUGGGGCACCUGGCUUUAUUUCUAGUACACCCUUCUCCUGAGAGUGUAGACCAAGGUGGCCUGAUAAACUCCUCAAAGGGAUGAGGCUCGUGGAUUUGUCAUCUUCAUGUCAUGUAGGAUCUUGACUUUUUUUUUAGCCUCAAAAGACUCCUUCCUUUCUUACAGCUCAUGGAUUUAAGAUUCCCCCUCCCCAGUACUGUAAACAGCAUUUUUAGUUUUUCAGGAUAUAUAAUUUGCCAUAUUGCCAGAAACUUGUACAUGGCAUUUGAC
This is a messenger RNA of Sapajus apella (tufted capuchin), 1675 nucleotides long. It is a transcript of the gene TMEM191C, whose product is annotated as transmembrane protein 191C. NCBI's taxonomy places the organism in Eukaryota, Metazoa, Chordata, Mammalia, Primates, Cebidae. The coding region runs from base 218 to 1489 and encodes 423 amino acids. The transcript is spliced from 8 exons. The record is from RefSeq and is a predicted model, not a curated record.